AUGGGAAAGGACUACUACUCUAUUUUGGGAGUUAAAAGAGGCUGUAACGACGCCGAACUCAAGAAGGCUUAUCGAAAACUUGCAAUGCAAUGGCAUCCUGAUAAACAUCAAGAUCCGAAUUCUAAAUUAAAAGCUGAGGAGAUGUUUAAAAAUGUGUCAGAGGCUUAUGAUGUGUUAUCUGAUCCCGAGAAGCGGAAGAUUUAUGACCAGUUUGGUGAAGAAGGUCUCAAGGGUACAGCUCCUGGACCUGAACAUGGUGGAUCCCACACUUAUGUCUGUAUGUUUCCCCUCAGAGCGGGCGCUUCCCGCCACUACCUACUCAUAGAUACUAAACCUAAUACUGGUGUUGAUCCCAGUGAACUGUUUCGUAAGAUAUUUGGGAAUGAUCGUUCGUUUAUGUUCGGCGGAGGUGAUGAAAUGGGAGGAUUUGGUGAUGUUUUUCACGUUACAUCAUCCUCGAUGAAAUCUACUAAUUACGAACUCGAGCUACCAUUAACAUUAGAAGAGUUAUAUACUGGUACGGUAAAGAAAAUGAAAGUCACACGUAAACGAUUUAACGGUAAUAAACAAUAUAAAGAAGAACAUACCCUUAAAAUCGAUAUUAAGCCGGGAUGGAAAGAUGGAACUAAGUUAACUUUUACUGGGGAAGGAGAUCAACAAUCUCCCAUGGCAACACCUGGAGAUCUCAUAUUUAUAAUAAAAACGAAGAAGCAUAUGAGAUUUGUGCGUGAUGGAAAUAACUUGAUUUACAAAUUCACCGUUCCACUCGUUAAAGCGUUGACGGGAUUUAACGCUGUGUUGACAACGUUGGAUAAUCGCAGGUUGACGAUUCGUGUGACUGAAGUUGUUUCGCACAAGUCUCGCAAGGUCAUUGCCCGUGAAGGAAUGCCGCUCUCCAAGAACCCUAAUCAACGCGGAGAUCUCAUCCUCGAGUUCGAUGUCGUUUUCCCCGAAACCCUCACCAAUGAACAAAAAGCAUCCAUCUCUAAUAUCUUCAAUUAA
This is a messenger RNA of Theileria annulata, 1002 nucleotides long. RefSeq names its product molecular chaperone, putative. The record is from RefSeq and is a predicted model, not a curated record. The coding region runs from base 1 to 1002 and encodes 333 amino acids. NCBI's taxonomy places the organism in Eukaryota, Apicomplexa, Aconoidasida, Piroplasmida, Theileriidae. The transcript is spliced from 8 exons. Gene Ontology annotation, molecular function: protein-folding chaperone binding. Gene Ontology annotation, cellular component: cytosol.